AUGAGUGACCAGCUGACCUGCGUGGGUUGUUGGCAAGAUUAUUAUUGUUACCAGGAUCAAGUUGGAUCACAAGCAUGGUUCGCCAUCACGGGUCGCGGUCGCGUCGCGGUCUCAGUUGUUCUACAUCUGUCGUGGCAUAUCGACGUGGAUUUUGUGGUUGAAGUGGUGUCCCUCUUCUUUGAGGAUUCUGAGAAGCUUCUCAACAAUGUGGCGACUGCCCUUCAACAACCAAUUGUGGAUUUUAAGCAGGUCGAUGCUUAUGUCCACCAAUUCAAGGGUAGCAGUUCUAGCAUAGGUGCACAAAGAGUGAAGAAUGCGUGUGGUGCUUUUAGAAAUUUUUGUGAGGAAAAGAACCUGGAUGGGUGUUUGAAAUGUCUACAACAUGCGAAAAAUGAAUACGCUCUUGUGAAGAGCAAGCUUGAAUAUUUAUUUAUGGUAAGCGUUUGUCUUGAAGGAAUUUUUAUACACGAGGCUUGGUUAUAUUCUUCAAGCAUAUUUCAGUAG
Coffea eugenioides is the source of this 504-nucleotide messenger RNA. RefSeq names its product histidine-containing phosphotransfer protein 1-like. The transcript is spliced from 5 exons. The record is from RefSeq and is a predicted model, not a curated record. Gene Ontology annotation, biological process: phosphorelay signal transduction system; cytokinin-activated signaling pathway; phosphorylation. Lineage: Eukaryota; Viridiplantae; Streptophyta; Magnoliopsida; Gentianales; Rubiaceae. The coding region runs from base 1 to 504 and encodes 167 amino acids. Gene Ontology annotation, cellular component: cytoplasm; nucleus. Gene Ontology annotation, molecular function: histidine phosphotransfer kinase activity; protein histidine kinase binding.